Molecule: messenger RNA, 585 nt
Organism: Drosophila teissieri
Lineage: Eukaryota; Metazoa; Arthropoda; Insecta; Diptera; Drosophilidae
Gene: Him
Exons: 2
Coding region: 1-585 (194 amino acids)
Source: RefSeq, a predicted model, not a curated record
AUGGGCGUCAUCUACAAGAUACUGAAGCAGCAACGCAGCAUGGAUCUCAGCCUGAGCUCGGCCACCCGUUGCAAGGUGCAGGCGGCCAUCAAGCAGCGCCAGCAGCAGCGCCGCCUCGAGGAUCACCUGGUGGAUGAUCGGGAUCGGGAGAGGGAGCGGGAUCAGGAUCAGCAUCACAACCAGAAUCAGAGCCACAUCGAGAAGGAUAAGGAGGAGCUGGCCGAGCAGCAGUUGCAGCAGCUCUGCAGAUUUCUAGCCGAGAAUGCGGCGCGAAAAAAGCGUCAGCGCUUCAAGGUGCAGUACCAAUGCAAUCUGGCGGUCGAUCAGGAUAACGAGCAGGAUAACGAUCAGGAGCAGAUGCCGGAGAAGGAGCACUUUGCCGCGCCGCCGCACGAGAUGGACCUGGAGUUCAUAGAGCAGCUGCAGCAUUCCUCGUCCGGCAAAUCCCACGGAGCAGCCGGGCAGGCGCCACGUGAUAGCAUCCUGCUGAAGAUUCGCCACCAGAUCUUCGAGAGAAAGCGGCAGAGGCAGCGCCAGUUGGCGGAGCUGGUGCAGCAGCGAAUGGUGGUGUGGCGACCUUGGUAG